GUUAAUCACAUUGUUCAUCUUGGUCUCUUGUUAUUGUUGUAUUGUGAUUAGAAAGGUUUUGCUUGAGUUCCAUCAAUGGCGACCAUAUGUUUUCAAUCUCCUUCAAAACCCUUUUACAAUUUCCACUCAAAAACCAAAAUUUCAUCGCCGUUAAUCACUAAAGUCUCGAUCUUUAAACCCAGAGCCUCCGUACAAUCACAAGGCCUUGACAUCGCCACCGAGCCAGAACCAAUUUUCACCUCCGUCAAGACUUUUGCUCCAGCGACUGUUGCGAAUCUAGGUCCAGGCUUUGAUUUCUUAGGAUGCGCCGUCGACGGUCUCGGUGACCACGUCACUCUCCACGUGGAUCCCUCUGUCCGUAGCGGAGAGAUCUCAAUCUCUGAAAUCACCGGGACAACUACUGAACUCAGCUUUGAUCCACGCCGUAACUGCGCCGGAAUUGCAGCUAUGGCGGCGAUGAAGAUGCUUGGGAUCAAAUCUGUUGGUUUAUCGUUAGCUUUGCAUAAAGGUCUUCCUUUAGGGAGUGGUUUAGGUUCUAGUGCGGCUAGCGCCGCCGCAGCAGCUGUGGCGGUUAAUGAACUAUUUGGCCGGAAAUUAGGAAACAACGAGCUUGUUCUCGCCGGAUUAGAAUCGGAAGCGAAAGUUUCAGGCUUUCACGCUGAUAACAUUGCGCCGGCGAUUAUGGGUGGAUUCGUUUUGAUCAGAAGCUACGAGCCGCUUGAUUUAAAACCUUUGAGAUUCCCAUUAGAGAAAGAUCUCUUCUUUGUUCUCGUUAGCCCUGAUUUUGAAGCUCCAACUAAGAAAAUGAGGGCAGCAUUAGCCAAAGAGAUUCCAAUGGCUGACCAUGUUUGGAACAAUAGCCAAGCAGCGGCGUUGGUUGCGGCGGUUUUGGAAGGUGACGUGGCGAGUCUGGGGAAGGCGCUUUCGUCGGAUAAAGUUGUGGAGCCGAAGAGAGCACCAUUGAUUCCGGGAAUGGAAGCUGUGAAGAAAGCUGCUCUAGAAGCUGGAGCAUUUGGUUGCACCAUUAGUGGAGCUGGUCCAACGGCGGUUGCGGUUAUCGACACGGCAGAGAAAGGUUACGAGAUCGGAGAUAAAAUGGUAGAAGCAUUCUUGGAAUUCGGAAACUUGAAGUCUAUUGCUUCGGUGAAAAAACUUGACAAAAUUGGAGCUAGACUUAUCAAAAGCAUGUAAUUUUCCGAGUUUCAAGGAUUUGCUCUGUGGGAUUCUUCUGCAAAUGGUAAAUGAUAAUAAAGAGAUUCGUAAUUGAAAGUUUGAAACU
This is a messenger RNA of Capsella rubella, 1279 nucleotides long. RefSeq names its product homoserine kinase. Gene Ontology annotation, biological process: L-threonine metabolic process. NCBI's taxonomy places the organism in Eukaryota, Viridiplantae, Streptophyta, Magnoliopsida, Brassicales, Brassicaceae. The coding region runs from base 76 to 1191 and encodes 371 amino acids. The record is from RefSeq and is a predicted model, not a curated record. Gene Ontology annotation, molecular function: ATP binding; homoserine kinase activity. The transcript has a single exon.